AAAUAGUACUUCACCAAACUUUGACUGAUCACUUGAUAGUUGAUAGUAGUAGUAAUGGACGAGUACGAGACGUUGUUGGUUGGGUUAAACUCCCAUGCACGAAUCCCAGACUUAUCGUCAGAUAUAAUCGAAGAGUUCUUAGCACACAAGCCGGUGGCCGCGAGGUGGUGGAGCCGCCUCAUUGCUUGGGAGUCAAGGCUUUUAUGGAUCCUAUCUGGGGCUUCUAUUGUGGUGUCUAUUUUUAACUAUAUGCUGACUUUUGUCACACUCAUGUUUACUGGUCAUUUGGGUGCCUUGGAGCUUGCUGGUGCCUCUGUUGCUACUGUUGGCAUUCAAGGCCUUGCUUAUGGGAUCAUGUUGGGAAUGGCAAGUGCAGUACAAACAGUAUGUGGACAAGCAUACGGAGCAAAGAAAUACUCAUCCAUGGGAAUCAUAUGCCAAAGAGCAAUCAUACUUCAUCUUGGAGCAGCCAUACUCUUAACCUUCUUAUACUGGUUCUCAGGUUCCAUCCUCAAAGCCAUAGGUCAAUCAGACAGCAUAGCAGAACAAGGACAGAUCUUUGCACGCGGUAUAAUCCUCCAAUUAUACGCGUUUGCAAUAAGCUGUCCAAUGCAGAGGUUUCUUCAAGCUCAAAACAUUGUCAACCCUUUAGCAUACAUGUCUGUUGGAGUGUUCUUACUGCAUUUGCUUUUCACUUGGUUGGUUGUUGAAGUUUUGGAGUAUGGACUUAUUGGUGCUGCUCUUACACUGAGUUUCUCAUGGUGGGUUUUGGUUAUUGUGAAUGCGGUUUACAUUGUUUUCAGUCCUAACUGUAAGGAAACUUGGACUGGUUUUUCUUUCAAGGCAUUUUCAGGAAUCUGGCCUUAUUUUAAGCUAACAGUUGCUUCUGCUGUCAUGUUGUGUUUAGAGAUUUGGUAUAAUCAAGGAUUGGUGCUUAUAUCAGGGCUCUUGACUAAUCCCACCAUAUCACUUGACUCAAUUUCUAUUUGCAUGUAUUACUUGAACUGGGACAUGCAGUUUAUGUUAGGGCUAGCUGCAGCAGCCAGUGUAAGAGUGAGUAACGAGUUAGGAGCAGGACAUCCAUCAGUAGCAAAAUUCUCGGUGCUGGUAGUAAACGGGACUAGUAUACUCAUCAGUACAGUGUUCACUGCUAUUGUGCUGAUAUUCAGAGUUGGUUUAAGCAAGGCUUUCACUACUGACUCUGAGGUCAUUUCUGCUGUAAAUAACUUAACCCCUUUGCUCGCCAUUUCGGUUUUCUUAAAUGGAAUCCAACCCAUCCUCUCAGGGGUGGCAAUUGGGAGUGGAUGGCAAGGUGUUGUGGCAUAUGUGAAUCUAGCUACAUAUUACAUUAUCGGUCUCCCAAUUGGUUGUGUACUGGGUUUCAAGACGAGCUUAGGAGUUGCAGGUAUAUGGUGGGGGAUGAUCAUAGGUGUUUUGUUACAAACUGUAACACUCAUAAUCCUGACUGCACGAACCAACUGGAACACAGAGUCUUUUUGCAUUAUCUCAUAGGUUCAGAGGGCGAUUGAGCGUUUACAGAACGCAGAGAAUGAAGAGGCGAUAGCUUUGAGCCUCUAAGCUUGGUGAAAACAGCAUGAAUGGCACAAAUUUUGGCUUUGGUAGAAGAGAAAAAGAGCAAACUUAUUCUAGUUUUUUAAGGCUAGAAAUUUCCAUGCCAUAUUUAACUGGGUGACUUUAUGGGCUGCAUGUAACUUGUUUACAAAUUUUCAACAAUGUAACCAAAUUAAUAUCCAGGCAAUUACCAGCUUACAGUUUAAUUACCACUAGCACAUAUGAUCAAACCCUGAUAUUUAUCAGUACUGGUUUACUAAUCAACAUCGCUGUUAACUUUAAAAUGAUUGACUAAUAACUCAUAAUUAAGGUUACCUGGUGUCUGAUUGA
Messenger RNA from Spinacia oleracea (spinach), 1902 nucleotides. Its product is annotated as protein DETOXIFICATION 41. Gene Ontology annotation, molecular function: xenobiotic transmembrane transporter activity; antiporter activity. The transcript has 8 exons. NCBI's taxonomy places the organism in Eukaryota, Viridiplantae, Streptophyta, Magnoliopsida, Caryophyllales, Amaranthaceae. The record is from RefSeq and is a predicted model, not a curated record. Gene Ontology annotation, biological process: xenobiotic detoxification by transmembrane export across the plasma membrane. Gene Ontology annotation, cellular component: membrane. Bases 55 to 1512 code for a protein of 485 amino acids.